AUGAACGAGUUGAUGGGUGCAGCCAUGUUUUCAUUGGCAGUUUGGAUACGGUUUCAAGACGAUUUUAGAGAAUGGGUGGAAGAGAUGAAGAUGGAGCAUUACUGGGACGGGAUCUGGGUGCUGUUCGUAUGCGGACUCCUGGUGAUGGGGGUUUCAUUCUUUGGCUGUUGCGGGGCAUUAACCGAGAGCCCGUGCAUGGUUGGAACGGUAAAUCAGCUACAAUUGUCUUCUUCUUUC
Molecule: messenger RNA, 237 nt
Organism: Notodromas monacha
Lineage: Eukaryota; Metazoa; Arthropoda; Ostracoda; Podocopida; Cyprididae
Source: the annotation of a GenBank genome assembly